AUGGGCAAGGCGGCGAGGUGGUUCCGCAGCUUGCUGGGCGGGGGCGGAGGGCGGAAGGAGCAGGGGAAGGACCCGCAGAGGCGGGCGUCCGCGGCGCCGCCCCCCGCGGACAGGAAGCGAUGGAGCUUCGCGCGGUCGUCGCGGGACUCGGCCGAGGCGGCCGCGGCGGCUGCGGCGGCGGCGGAGCGGGCCGCGAAGGGCGGCGCCAACGCUGCGAUCGCGCGGGCGGCGGAGGCGGCGUGGCUCAAGUCGCUGUACGGCGACACGGAGCGGGAGCAGAGCAAGCGCGCCAUCGCGGUCGCCGCGGCCACCGCGGCGGCGGCGGACGCGGCCGUGGCCGCCGCGCAGGCCGCGGUCGAGGUCGUGCGCCUCACCAGCCAGGGGCCGGUUUUCGCUAGCGGAGGCGCCGUCCUCGACCCCCGAGGUCGCGGCGGCGCCGCCGUCAAGAUCCAGACGGCAUUCAGAGGUUUCUUGGCGAAGAAGGCGCUGCGAGCGCUCAAGGCCCUGGUGAAGCUGCAGGCGCUGGUGCGCGGCUACCUGGUGCGGAGGCAGGCGGCGGCCGCGCUGCAGAGCAUGCACGCGCUCGUCCGCGCGCAGGCCACAGUCCGCGCCGCGCGCGGCCGCGCCGUGCCGCAGCUCCCGCCCCUCCACCACCACCCUCCCGUCCGGCCGCGCUUCUCGCUGCAAGAGCGGUACGCGGACGACACGCGGAGCGAGCACGGCGUGGCCGCGUACAGCCGGCGCCUGUCCGCGAGCAUCGAGUCGGCGUCGUAUGGCGGGUACGACCGGAGCCCCAAGAUCGUGGAGAUGGACACCGGGCGGCCGCGGUCGCGCGCGUCGUCCCAGCGCACCGACGACGACUGGUACGCGCAGUCGGUGUCGUCGCCGCUGCUGCCGUGCCAUCUCCCCGGCGGCGCGCCCCCGCGCAUCGCGGUGCCGAGCUCGCGCCACUUCCCGGAGUACGAGUGGUGCGCGCCGGAGAAGCCCCGGCCGGCGACGGCGCAGUGCACGCCCCGGUGCGCCGCUCCGUUCCUCGCGCCGCCGACCCCCGCCAAGAGCGUCUGCGGCGCGGGGGCCGGCGUCGGGUGCCCCGGGUACAUGUCGAGCACGCAGUCGUCGGAGGCCAAGUCCCGGUCGCAGAGCGCGCCGAAGCAGCGGCCGGAGCAGCAGCCGCGGAAGCGCGUGCCGCUGAGCGAGGUGGUCCUGGAGGCCCGCGCGAGCCUGAGCGGCCUUGUGGGCAUGGCGCACAAGCCCUGCAGCAACCGCGCGGUGGCGCAGGAGGCGUUCGACUUCCGCGCCGCCGUGGUGAGCCGCUUCGAGCGCCCGCCGGACGCCGCCGCGGCGGCCGAGAGGGAGCGGGACGCGUUCUUCCUGCAGAGGAGGUGGUGAGCGUGAAGCCCAUCAAUCCACGAAGCCGCUCCUCGCCCGCUGGCCAUGGCUAAUCAGCGCUGCUAAUUGGGAUUAGUUUCCUCAUUAAUUCCUUGCUAUCUCUGAAUCCUUUCAAUCUCCUUCUCGCCCUGUCUCGAUCUCUCUGCUGUUCUUGCAUACAAUAACUUCGUGGGAAGCAGGGACAUUUCAUUUCAUUUUCAUUUUUCUUCUUCUUCUCAUAGUAGCGCGCUACCUGAAUCAAUCAGAUGUACAUUCCACCCACUCGUAUCAACUAUCAAGAGAAGCUCUGCCUCGUUUCGAAUCA
Panicum hallii is the source of this 1693-nucleotide messenger RNA. Its product is annotated as protein IQ-DOMAIN 14-like. Gene Ontology annotation, molecular function: protein binding. Lineage: Eukaryota; Viridiplantae; Streptophyta; Magnoliopsida; Poales; Poaceae. The coding region runs from base 1 to 1389 and encodes 462 amino acids. The transcript has 3 exons. The record is from RefSeq and is a predicted model, not a curated record.